AUGAUCGAAACAUACAGCCAGCCUUCUCCUCGAUCUGUGGCCACUGGACUGCCCGCUAGCAUGAAGAUUUUUAUGUAUUUACUUACUGUUUUUCUUAUCACCCAGAUGAUUGGGUCAGUACUUUUUGCUGUGUAUCUUCAUAGAAGGUUGGAUAAGGUAGAAGAAGAAAAAAGUCUUCAUGAAGAUUUUGUCUUCAUAAAAAAGUUACAGAGAUGCAACAAAGGAGAUUCUUUAUCCUUGCUGAACUGUGAGGAAAUUAAAAGGCAAUUUGAAGAUCUUGUCAAGGAUAAAAUGCUAAACAAAGAGGAGAAGAAGAAAGAAAACAACUUUGAAAUGCAAAAAGGUGAUCAGGAACCUCAAAUUGCAGCACAUGUCGUAAGUGAGGCCAGUAGUAAAUCAGCUGUUCUACAGUGGACCAAGAAAGGAUAUUACACCAUGAGCAACAACUUGGUAGCCCUCGAAAAUGAGAAACUGCUAACCAUUCAAAGAAAAGGUUUCUACUACGUCUACACCCAAGUCACCUUCUGUUCUAACCGGGAACCUUCAAGUCAAGCUCCAUUUAUAGUCAGCCUCUGCCUGAAGUCCACCAGUGGAUCUGAGAGAAUCUUACUGAGGGCAGCAAAUUCCUAUAGUUCCUCCAAACGUUGUGGGCAACAGUCCAUUCACUUGGGAGGCGUAUUUGAAUUGCAAUCAGGCGCUUCUGUGUUUGUCAACGUGACUGAUGCAAGCCAAGUGAGCCAUGGAAUCGGCUUCACGUCUUUUGGCUUACUCAAACUCUGA
Nannospalax galili (Upper Galilee mountains blind mole rat) is the source of this 780-nucleotide messenger RNA. RefSeq names its product CD40 ligand (gene Cd40lg). Gene Ontology annotation, biological process: immune response. Gene Ontology annotation, cellular component: membrane. Gene Ontology annotation, molecular function: tumor necrosis factor receptor binding. Bases 1 to 780 code for a protein of 259 amino acids. NCBI's taxonomy places the organism in Eukaryota, Metazoa, Chordata, Mammalia, Rodentia, Spalacidae. The transcript is spliced from 5 exons. The record is from RefSeq and is a predicted model, not a curated record.